Molecule: messenger RNA, 5852 nt
Organism: Melopsittacus undulatus (budgerigar)
Lineage: Eukaryota; Metazoa; Chordata; Aves; Psittaciformes; Psittaculidae
Gene: SSH1
Product: slingshot protein phosphatase 1
Exons: 15
Coding region: 1-3234 (1077 amino acids)
Biological process (GO): actin cytoskeleton organization; protein dephosphorylation; negative regulation of actin filament polymerization
Cellular component (GO): cytoplasm
Molecular function (GO): protein tyrosine/serine/threonine phosphatase activity; actin binding
Source: RefSeq, a predicted model, not a curated record
AUGGCGCUGGUCACGCUGCAGCGCUCACCGACCCCCAGCGCCGCCUCCUCGGCCAGCACCAGCGAGCUGGAGGUUGGCAGUGAUGAGGAACGUAAAUUAAACGUGAGCCUGAGCGAGAGCUUUUUCAUGGUGAAAGGUGCAGCCCUCUUCUUGCAACAAGGAAACAGCUCCCAGGGCCAGCGAAGCCUCCAGCAUCCUCACAAACAUGCAGGUGAUUUGCCCCAGCACCUCCAGGUGAUGAUCAACCUCCUCCGCUGCGAGGACAGGAUCAAACUGGCUGUGCGGCUGGAGAGCGUGUGGACAGACCGCGUGCGGUACAUGGUGGUUGUGUACAGCAGCGGGCGGCAGGACACGGAGGAGAACAUCCUGCUGGGUGUGGAUUUCUCCAGCAAGGAGAGUAAGAGCUGCACCAUAGGAAUGGUUCUUCGGCUGUGGAGUGACACUAAAAUCCAUCUUGAUGGUGAUGGUGGCUUCAGCGUGAGCACUGCAGGGAGGAUGCACAUCUUCAAGCCAGUGUCGGUGCAAGCCAUGUGGUCUGCUCUACAGAUCCUCCACAAAGCCUGCGAGGUGGCAAGGAGGUACAACUACUUCCCAGGCGGGGUGGCCUUGGUGUGGGCCACGUACUAUGAAAGCUGCAUCAGCUCGGACCAGAGCUGCAUCAAUGAGUGGAACGCGAUGCAGGACCUGGAAUCCACCCGCCCUGACUCACCAGCACUGUUUGUUGACAAGCCAACUGAAAGGGAACGAACAGAACGGCUCAUUAAAGCCAAACUCCGGAGCAUCAUGAUGAGCAAAGACCUGGAAAAUGUCACUUCCAAGGAGAUACGAAAUGAGCUGGAGAAACACAUGAACUGCAACUUGAAGGAAUUCAAGGAAUUCAUAGACAAUGAAAUGCUGCUUAUCCUGGGUCAGAUGGACAAACCAUCUCUCAUUUUUGAUCAUUUAUACCUGGGCUCUGAGUGGAAUGCCUCCAACCUCGAGGAGCUGCAGGGCUCAGGCAUUGACUACAUCUUGAAUGUGACCAGGGAAAUUGAUAACUUCUUCCCUGGCUUGUUUGCCUAUCACAACAUCCGAGUGUACGACGAGGAGACCACAGACCUCCUGGCUCACUGGAACGAGGCCUACCACUUCAUAAACAAGGCCAAGAAGAACCAUUCCAAGUGCCUGGUGCACUGCAAGAUGGGUGUGAGUCGCUCAGCAUCCACUGUCAUCGCGUACGCGAUGAAGGAGUUUGGCUGGUCCCUGGAAAAGGCCUAUAACUACGUGAAGCAGAAACGCAGCAUUGCAAGGCCAAACGCAGGCUUCAUGAGACAGCUGCUGGAGUAUGAAGGCAUUUUAGAUGCGAGCAAGCAGCGCCACAACAAGCUGUGGAAGCAGCAGGCAGAGAGCAACCUGCCCCCCAACACAGACGGCACCACGGGGUCGAGUGACUUCCUCCUCGAGAGCUUGGACAUCGACCUGGAGAACCGCCUGGCUGACCUGGACAUGCCUUCGCAGUCAGGGUACCUGGACAACCGCACCAGCACCGACGUGCCCGUGGGCUUUAACUACUGCUUCCGCCGCCUCUCGGACACGCUGCUGGAGAACAAGAUUCCCGGUGACAGGGAGGGCUUCUUCCCUGUGGAGGAGCUGGAGCGGGAUGUGCUCACGGAGCGCGCUGCCUCGCUGGUGGGACAGCAGCCGUCAGAGGGGAGGAUGCUGGAGACAGGAAAAGCUCUGGAGACUGCAGAGCCACUGACAGAGAUGAGCAGCUUCUGUGAGAAGGAGGUGAAGAAGAAGCUGGAUUUCAGCCCCCGGAAGGGAAGGAUAAUGCUGGGCCCUGGGGACCACAGGGAGGAUGCUGUCAGGGAGGAAAACCCAAUGGAGAAGUGGAAGCGGCGCUUGUCCAUGCACAAGGAGGAGAGCAGGCUUAACAGAGAGAACUUGAAUAACAACAACAGCAAAAGGAGUUGCCCAGAGGAUUUUGAGCACGAUGCCGUGUUUGGGAUCCUCAGUAAGGUGAAGCCUUCCUACCAGUCCUGCACUGACUGCAUGUAUUCCUCAGCUGGUUUGUCUCCAGAUUCCUUUGGGGAGCAGUGUGAGAAGCUGAACUCCAGCACCAUGCGCCGCAGCACGGCCACCAUCUGCACGCAGCCAGCCUUCCUCUCCCACAUCAACUCCAACUUGGCAGAGCACCUGCCCAGCAAGGCACGCUUGGAGGAGGCAAUCAGAACUAGAACCAAUGAGGCUCCGCUUCCUCUGUCGGCAGGAGCUGGUGCUCUGGAGGCUGGGGCUGGCAAAUCACUUGAUGAGCACUGCGGUGUGUUGGAGAAGGGAAAGGAUGCACCAAAAACUCCAGUCAAAACCCUUCUGUCCAGGAGCAACUCACACUGUGACAAGAGCCUCCUUAACGUGGAAGUGGUAAAAGAGGAGUCUCUAGCCAGAAAAGACAGCAAACCUACCAAGGAUCUGAAGUACUUGUUCAGUAAAGACUUGGAAAAGCCAAGCGCAAACAGUUACCUGAUGCAGCAUCAGGAGUCUCUUAUCCAGCUGCAGAAGGCAGGUCUGGUUAGGAAGCACACCAAAGAGCUGGAGCGGCUGAAGAGCCUGCCCUCGGACGCCUCGUCCCUGCUCAGAGAGAGCCCCUUGGGCAGGGUGGACUCUGGCAUCACGGAGGAGAGUGAGGAUCUGAUUUCACAUCCCAGCCUUGUGCCUCUCCUGGGGCCAGCGCCGCUGGUACCCGAGGAUGCAGAGAAGCUCGAGGUGAAGCGUGUCUUGGAGGGGAUCUCCCAGAAGACCUCAACACCUGUGGCCUGCCGGCUGGAGCACACGAGCAGCUUCACCAAGGACUUCCUCAAGACCAUCUGCUACACCCCAUCCUCCUCCCGCAGCUCCAACCUGACACGCAGCUCCAGCAGCGACAGCAUCCACAGCGUGCGGGGCAAGCCUGGCCUGGUCAAGCAGCGGACUCAGGAGAUAGAGACCAGGCUGCGGCUGGCAGGCUUGACUGUGUCCUCCCCUCUGAAGAGGUCCAACUCCCUCGCCAAGCUGGGGUGUCUGAACCUGUCCUCUGAGGACUUGGCCAGUGACAUGGAGGUGUCAACCAUCACGGACUCCAAGGAGGCCGUUUCCAGUGAGUCUUCCAUGCUCUGUGAGCCACAGUCCACACUCAGGGGUGCAGACAUCACCUCCAAGCUGGCAGCGAAGCCAGCGGUUGGAAACUUGAAGAACACGCUCUGGAUGGGCAAAAGUUGAUGCCUUCCAUGGGGGGUGCAGGGGGGUUGAGGGCUUUGUGGCAUUUAUUCAUUGCACAGGUGCAGUUUAUCAUCUGACCUGCAGGAGUUCGUCUGAUGCCUCCUCUUCAUCCCCCCCUUGUACUCUUAAGUGGGGAGGAAAAACACCCAUAAUGGGUUAUGGUGAAUGGCACAAGGGAAAAUAAACGUAUUGCAUGGCUUAGAAGAGGACCUUGUGUGUGAAUUGCCCGUUGUCCUGCAGGAUGCUCUUCCUAGUACUGUUUGCCAAGUAUAAUAAUGUGGGUUUGUGUGUGUAUAUAGAUAGAUACUGUGCUGUUUAUCUAUCUAUAUAUAUAGAAAAUGCUGAAAUGCUGUUUCAAAGACUCAGCAGAAUUAGUCACAACUUUUUACAGAACAAACACAAGUCUCCAGUUCAAACAGGGCACUUGUGGAAAACUCCUUACAAUGGGGACACGAACACUACCUCUGAUCCUGCUGACUUUGAGUCUUGGCUUGUUGUUUGUCUUUUUAAAAGGCUUUUCCCACAGCACUUCCAUUGUUUGAAGUUAUUCCCCUGAUGGGAGCUGGAAAGGCCCAGAGGAGACAGAGGCUUUCCUGGCUGUGAAGUGAAGGAGCAUUGAGCUGUGUUCGUGUUGACUCUGUGACCUGGUUGUCACAGCCUUGUGUUGGUGCUGGAGGGACCCCCGGGCUGUGUCACUGUCACUGUGGACAGGAGUUGUGUUCUUUGGGUGUUGUUGCCGUCACGGUGUCUGUAAUGUCCCAGUGCUAAUGAUGAGCUUGGCCAGUGAGUGCCCGUGAAGCUUUGUGUGAUGCUGUGUCGGUGUCGUGGGGGCUGUGGAGGGGCUGCUCUUUGGUGUCCCACGUGUCUGCAGUAGGUGAUCCUGUCUCUCCUGUUGGAUUUGGUAGAACAGUUCCUGUGUGCCGGGUUUGGGAAGCCCAGGGGUUGGUUAUGGCAGGUGGCAGGAGCCUGGGUGGCCGCAGUGCAGGGAGCCGGGUGUACGUGUCCCAGCCUCCUGCCAUGGAGCAGAGCCAUAAAUCCUGCUCUUAGGAGGGGUUGUUCCUGCUCAGUGUGAGCAGUCAAAGAGAAAUAGAGGCUGCAGUGAGAUCUGGGUGCUCACCGAGCCCCAGCACCAUCCUUAACAUCCCCUCUUUGAGGCAGAGUCAGGGUGCUGCAGCAGGUGUGCUGAGCCUCUGUUCACCAGAAGUCCCCUGGCACACACAGGUAGCUCUGUGGUUUUGGUGUCCUGAAUGCCCAGAAUUCACUUUUCUCCCUGUGUUUUUGCAUGAAGUGGGAGGAAUUGCAGUCGGAUGAAUGUCCCUUCUGAAAGGGGCUGCAAUUGGAUGUGCAUUUCUAGCUUGAGGCAUCCUUCCCAUUCCACCCUUGGAAGCUGGUUUGAGGCAGGGCAUGUUCAGAGUGGGAACCCCCUACUCCAUGGCUGCACGUCCACAUCUGCUGCCAUAACCUGUACCUGUCCCAUCUUUCCUGCCCUUGUUCCCUCCUGCAUUCCCACGAAUGAAGGGGGCCCCAUUGAAGGGCUCAGAGCAGCCACCUCAAGGGAGUUUGUGCCUCCUGCUCCCAGCAUGGCCUCAUCCCUCUCCUCUGCUUACCAUGGCUGAUGGCAGGGUUGCUUUUCUCUGCUCCAUGUUAACCUACAGCCGCUUCCCAUUGCUGCCCGGCCACUGGGAGAGCUGGGUUGGAAUAACUGCGGAAGGAUUCCGUUACCUGAUGCACACCAACGUGCAUCUUUCCUCCAGUGCCUGCUGGGUGCUGCACAUAAACCACUGCUCCUAUUGGCCUCGGCUCUGGCUGGACCAACCCCAGCCCUGGGGCUGCAUCAUCAUGAUGCUGUUGGGCUCGAGGCUGCGGUGAGGGGCUCGGGAUGGGUUUGCAGCCAAACCCCUGACACUUGCAGGCUUCAGUAGAGUUGUUGCAUGAGGAGGUAGCUGUGUCUGUCCUCUCCUGCGUGCCGUAGCUGUUCCUUUCCAAUGGAGUGCCUUAAUUCUGGUUUACAAACACUGUGUUGGCGCUGAGCUCUUCCUCCUUGCUCUUCGUUGUGUUUCGGUGCUUUUGGUGUUGCCAGUGGCCAGGAGAGCGCUGCUGCUUCCGCACAUCCAUGUCCCAGCGCUGCUGAACCCGCUUCCCCCUGCCCUGUACCUGCUGAAACCAAAGGGCUGCGUGCGCCGCUGCAGCUCCCAGUGCUCCCGGUUGAUCUAUGCAUUGCUGCAGGAAUGGGAUGGGGGAUGCAGGGGGAUGGAGCAUUGGCUGCGCACCCAAACCCUGUCCCCUGCUGCCAGAGGAACCCAAAGGCACAAAACUGGCACCUGAUCCAGGCUGGGGCUGUGUGGUAGCAAUAGGCAUCCUCCAGGAGGUGAUCCUGGUUAUUCCAUGAGCCCCGGAGGAGGGGUGGGUGAUGCUGUAGCUGGUCCAGUGCUGUACUCUGAUAAAGGCCGUUCCUUUGACUUCAUGGUGGUUCUGAAUCCUGGUUUUCUAUUGAAAUGAGCAGCAUCUUUUGUACUGUACGAGGCAUAAUGCACUUUUUUUUGUAACCUUUUGGGUGUAAAAUGUACAUUUUCUGUGCUUCUUGUGAGGAAAGAGAAAUAAACGUUUUUGUUCUGUUC